Messenger RNA from Racocetra fulgida, 438 nucleotides. NCBI's taxonomy places the organism in Eukaryota, Fungi, Glomeromycota, Glomeromycetes, Diversisporales, Gigasporaceae. The record is from the annotation of a GenBank genome assembly.
AUGCAAGAAAAGUCAUAUACAAUUAUUCAACUUCCUGUUCAUUUACCAGAAGAACAAAAUGUAUACUUUAUUGCUGAUAAAGAACAAACUGCUUUAAAUCAAGCAAGAUCAGAAUAUACCAUGUUAACCAUUUGGUUCAAACUUAAUGAAAAAGAUGAUCAAUCAAGAGAAAUACUUUAUCAUGAUAUUUCUCUUUAUUAUAGAUUUAAUAAGCAAUCUAAAUCAUGGCGACGACAAAUUCAAAAUACCAAUAAUGUUAUUGGACAAAUGUAUAGUGUUAGUCUAAAUAACUUAGAAUGCUAUUGUCUUCAUCUUUUGCUUUUACAUAUUUCUGGUGCACAAAGUUUUAAAGAUCUCAGAACUAUAGAUAAUACACUUUACAGUUCAUUCUAUGAAGCUGCUUGCAAACAUGAGUUGUUAGAUGAUAAUAAUAAGUAG